Ctenopharyngodon idella (grass carp) is the source of this 1834-nucleotide messenger RNA. It is a transcript of the gene tbp, whose product is annotated as TATA box binding protein. Bases 224 to 1138 code for a protein of 304 amino acids. Gene Ontology annotation, biological process: DNA-templated transcription initiation. NCBI's taxonomy places the organism in Eukaryota, Metazoa, Chordata, Actinopteri, Cypriniformes, Xenocyprididae. Gene Ontology annotation, molecular function: RNA polymerase II general transcription initiation factor activity; DNA binding. The record is from RefSeq and is a predicted model, not a curated record. The transcript is spliced from 8 exons.
UAAAAUAGCCCAUGAUGCACCGGAAGCGCAUAAAGAAGUCGGCGGAAGUUGUUGUGAAAUCUCAUGUUGUGCGCGCUCCCUGCGCUUCUGGAACUGUUCCACUCAAACUCACAGCCCGCCUGGUGAAUACUGCAAAUUAUCGCACAGGUCUUUUGAAUCCAUUGAGGUCUUCAAGCUAGUCUUGAAAUCACUACUAGGUUGUUUUGCUUCAUAAUUUGUCAAUAUGGAGCAGAACAACAGUCUACCUCCUUUCCCUCAAGGGCUGGCAUCUCCGCAGAGUGCCAUGACACCUGGCAUUCCCAUUUUCAGUCCUAUGAUGCCGUAUGGCACGGGACUUACACCACAGCCAGUGCAGAACACCAACAGCUUGUCCCUCCUGGAGGAGCAGCAGCGACAGCAGCAGCAGCAGCAGCAACAGCAACAGGCAGCCUCACAACAGCAGGGUGGGAUGGUGGGAGGUUCAGGCCAGACACCCCAGCUGUACCACUCACAGGUGUCCACGACUACGGCACUGCCAGGCAACACGCCACUUUAUACCACACCUCUCACCCCUAUGACCCCCGUCACUCCUGCCACACCAGCCUCAGAGAGCUCUGGCAUCGUUCCCCAGUUACAGAAUAUUGUGUCCACUGUAAACUUGGGGUGCAAACUUGACUUGAAGACGAUAGCACUUCGAGCCAGAAAUGCUGAAUAUAAUCCAAAGCGUUUUGCUGCUGUAAUCAUGAGAAUACGAGAACCCAGAACAACUGCUCUCAUCUUCAGCUCAGGGAAGAUGGUGUGCACAGGAGCUAAAAGUGAGGAACAGUCCCGAUUAGCAGCCAGAAAAUAUGCCAGAGUGGUGCAGAAGUUGGGUUUUCCUGCCAAAUUCUUAGACUUCAAAAUUCAGAACAUGGUGGGCAGCUGCGACGUCAAAUUUCCCAUCCGAUUAGAGGGCCUGGUGCUUACACACCAGCAGUUUAGCAGCUAUGAACCAGAGUUAUUUCCAGGAUUAAUCUACAGAAUGAUCAAACCGAGAAUCGUCCUUUUAAUAUUCGUUUCAGGCAAAGUUGUACUCACAGGUGCAAAGGUUAGAGGAGAAAUCUAUGAAGCUUUUGAGAAUAUAUACCCAAUCUUAAAAGGGUUCAGGAAGACUACGUAAUCUCUGUGCAGCACACCGUUCUGUUACCGCUAGUGAAUUACUUGCUGAGCCCACCGGUAUGUCUGGGGUGACUGUUUCAUUUACUUUUAUAAGCUUGUAAAUAUAAAGGACACCUUUUUCUUCACUCAGAAAGUGGAUCGAUCUGAGGAUAAUGCUUUUAUUUUACCUUUUUAAAAUGUUUCUCACCCGCCAUUUGGUUUUGAAAAUACUGUUUUAUCCAUGUCUGAUCAUUUUAACAAAAUCUUUUAUGGUUUUAUGAUGUUAUAAUGUUCAGCAUUUCAUACAUACUUUUACACAUUCCCUUUGUUAGCAGGUUUUAUGUGUAUUGCAUUACUGAUUGUCUGUGUUGGCUGUCCAUCAGUGAGAGGAAUCAGUCUGUGGCAAUUAAUGCCCUCGUUGACCAUUGCAAGAAAAUUUUGUUUGAAGGAGCGCAUUUAGGUUAUUUUCUAACAAAGCUUUGCAAACAAGUAUGCGGAUCCUUCAGUUGUUGAAAUCAUUAUGUGGAUUUGACCAUUAAGUUAGUUUUGAAUGAUAACCGUUGGCAUAUCUAACAGCUGAAUUCCCAUUUCAUUGUAUGAUGUGCUGUAGGUCUCCCAUAAGCCCCCUGUAAAGCACUGACAUUUUAAUUUAAUUUGUUUGUCUAUGUAACUAACUUACUUUGCUACAUUGAAUGCAAAUAAAUGUUUGCCAACUUCA